Molecule: messenger RNA, 420 nt
Organism: Tremella mesenterica DSM 1558
Lineage: Eukaryota; Fungi; Basidiomycota; Tremellomycetes; Tremellales; Tremellaceae
Exons: 3
Coding region: 1-420 (139 amino acids)
Source: RefSeq, a predicted model, not a curated record
AUGACCCCUCAACAAACAUACGUCUCUUCUCAUGGGACUUUAACCCCUCAACCGAUUAUAACCCGUCUAUACCGUUGGGCGGAAGAUUGGGGUACUUUGGGAUAUCUGUUCGUAGCUACUUUGAUCACUCCUUUAUAUGACCCUCAAUCAUUUGGUGACCCUUCUCGUAUCACUCAGAUCGGUGUUACACAAGGUAGAGUCGUACCUGGGCCACUAGGAGGCGGAGGCGGGGGUGGAGGAGUUGGGUUUGGAGGCGGCAAUGGUGGGACUACAGGUAGAGGAGGAGGGAAUGGUGGAAGUGGACCUACCGGUAGAGGUGGCGGUGGCGGCGGUGGUGGCGGCGGAGGUGGAGGGUUCAUGACUAUGACUCAACUUCGUGGUGGUGAAACCGUGGAUUCUUGUCGAUCUACUUGUGGUUAA